CCAAGAGCACACGUUAUGCUCAUCGAUUUUAUGUUAUAUACAUAUAUACUUUUAAUUCACUCUACUAAUCGAGCAGCUAAGAGGGCGCAACUAAGUAUUAAAUAGUGAUUAAAUAGUCGCAUUAAAUGAAAUAAAUAUUUGCAUGAGUUAAAACAUGGCGACAUAUCACGUCGUCUGCACAUAUAGUAAACAGGCAGCUAGUGUAAACAUUAAUAAUAAGAAACAGUCGUCGGGCUGCCAGUCGAGCAUCUCACGUGCAGGAUAGUGCGUGCCACUAUUUACAGAUUGCCUUAGAAAAUUAAUUAUUCGGAAACAGCCGUGCUCGCUCAGGUUUAUCUGAGUUGCAGCCAUGAACGUAGACAAAAGGACAAAGGCCCCUGCUUCGGUUCCAUACCAACAGUUUCAACAACAACCGAAAAACCCUAAAAAAUUCUUACAACGCGGCGAUGGACGGCAAGAUGAUGAGCUCAAACCUCGAAAGCUAGAAGCAGGCCUUGUAAGUGAAACAUCAGGCUCUGGCUUUGUUGAGCACGGUUCUACAAAGGUUGUGGCAGCCGUGUUCGGCCCUCGGGAGGUCACUAGACGGAAAGAAUUUUCGCUCCAAGCACAACUCAGAUGUGUGUUUAAAUUUGCUCCAUACGCAAAUGCUGGCGUAUCUGCACGUGGGGCUGAUACAUUGACUCUCGCAGAGCAGCGAAAUUCGCAAUGGCUCGAAGAAGCACUGCGACCAGUUGUCCAGCUUCGGAGAUACCCAAAAGCAGCAAUCGAUAUCCAGGUGAUCUGUUUGGAAAAUGAUGGCGGAGCUCUCUCCUGCGCGCUUACGGCGUGUGGUUUAGCUUUGGCGUCAUCUGGAAUUGAACUGUUCGACCAGGUUAUUGGAGUCAAUCUAAGAGUUCAUGGCAACAGGAUUCUUAUGGACCCAACGCGAGAAGAAGAAGACCUUGCUUCACCCAGCGAAGGAACAUUUGGGAAUGUGACCAUUGGAUUUAUGCCGGUUCUUCGGCAAAUCACAGGACUACUUCAAACAGGAGAUUCUGAGCCAGCAGGUCUUUCCCAACACGUCGGGGCUCUAGUCAAGGUAGCGGAUCAAGUAACACCAUUAGUAAAUGAGUGUCUCAUCAACUUCGGUAAAAUACAGGAAAAACUAAGUUCCUUACAGCUAGAUUAAUCAAAAGAAUUACUACACUGGGUGUACUUCAUUCUAAGUUUAUGAGUUUAAUAAAAGAGCAAAGAUACGGCGCUUAAGAGAAAAGAGGAGCCAUAGAAGAGGAGAUACGGAUAUGGACAACUUUAGAGAUCGUCGAGGAUUCAACAGUUUUUAUAGAAGGCCAUUGAUUAUGUGAUCAUAGUAACACCGUUGACAAGUGCUAGCUGUUUCGUGCCAAAACAGGUGAAUUUCCGUAAAUUCAAGGCGGAGCUCACUCUGGCUAUUAAAAUAGGAGACAUCGUAAGCCGUAUGUGGAGGUCAGCAGUACACAUAUGGUAGAAUUUAAGGCAACGAAAGUACUGCAUGGUUGCAUGGACGUAGGUUCAAAUGGACGGACCGAAAGACAGAUAUGAUCUAGUUUAUUGUAUUUACUGUUUACCAGUGGGCGGUGCUAAGUACAAAAAAUAACUAUUAUGGGUUAUUAGAAAGUUAUACAGGAAUUCGUUAUUUAAAAUUCUGUCUAUCGCGAGGUUAAUAUUUAGAGGGCGUAAGAACUACGCAUGAAUUAAAAUUUAAUUGUAGUUUAAGUGGCAUAAAGGAGGUAGCACGUACUGUAUAAAAAUAAUGCAUUUACUGACAUUUAAUUCUCGAUAAUGGCUUAAGAGAACCGAUUAGUAAGACGUGCAAUGUAGAUAAUUAACGAAUUAUGAAAAUGGUACAGUGCUAUGAUUCUUAGCACUGUACCAAGCAUAUGUAAACUAAUUCAUGUAUGUGACACAAUUCUGUGUGUCGAUCGAUGAAUUUCAGUAAAAAUAUUUAAGCAUACUAACUGCGUUUUAUCGGUAUUUGGUAUCGUGAUAGGAAACUGUAAUGUUACAAAAAAGUUUACGAACCUAUUUUACAUUUUAAUACUGUACAGCAAUGGCUGUAGUGAAUUAUAUAGUCAGUUAUAAAACCUUGAUCACUCUAAUAGAUUUUUGCGAACUCGGUUCGCCUAUAUUCGACGGUUCAGAAGUAUGAUUUCAAAAUAGUACGUUGUCCCGGAAUAUGCUAAAUUUGUGCUGGCAGGGUUACCUUCUACCAAGCAAAAUUUAAAACUUUGUCACCUUCUCUUAAUAACCAUAUUUUAGACCGCGUACAAAAUAAAUGCACGUUAUACGCUUCUGUACUGGAGUUAAGGGUUCAACAUUUUUUUUAAGCUGUUUACGUGUGUGAUUGCGUGGAGUGAUCGUAUUGUUUUUAUAUAGGUUAGGAAAAUUAUUAUCGACAACAUGUAGA
Messenger RNA from Varroa destructor (honeybee mite), 2425 nucleotides. RefSeq names its product exosome complex component MTR3-like. Gene Ontology annotation, molecular function: RNA binding. Gene Ontology annotation, cellular component: nucleolus; cytoplasmic exosome (RNase complex); nuclear exosome (RNase complex). NCBI's taxonomy places the organism in Eukaryota, Metazoa, Arthropoda, Arachnida, Mesostigmata, Varroidae. Gene Ontology annotation, biological process: rRNA catabolic process; nuclear mRNA surveillance; poly(A)-dependent snoRNA 3'-end processing. The record is from RefSeq and is a predicted model, not a curated record.